Molecule: messenger RNA, 9611 nt
Organism: Amoebophrya sp. A120
Lineage: Eukaryota; Dinophyceae; Syndiniales; Amoebophryaceae
Source: the annotation of a GenBank genome assembly
AUAAUUUACACUUACCCCCCAAUCAGACAAAAAGCAGAGGAUCGUCACGUAACAUCGGCAAAUAAACGUAAGGAUUUUAUUACUUGAAGCGUCCGAGGCUUUUUUUCAGCAUUGUGGUCAUUGUGUGAGUAGGGAAUAGCGAUUUAUAGGUUUUUAGAACGUUCCACCUUUAGCUUCCUUUAUUAUCUCUGGUGCUGUAGCUGUUUUUCUAUCUUCUGUGUACAAUUUCAAAAGAGACGACACAACUAUUUCAUUUAUCGACGCCAAAACUUGCUUUUUUUACAAGUUUUUCACGUCCACCUACCACAUUACUUUUUUUGCUUUGUUGUCUCUUUCUGCUUGCGCUUUUCCAGGCUCUCCAGUUUUGUUUUACAACCUGCUUUCUGUAAUACGUGGCGCGCGUAAAAUAAAACUGGAAAAGAUUUGCCGGCACCAUCAACUAGUGGACUCCUUGAAACCAGUACUGCAGAAACUGAACCACGCUAGAACUUUAAUUGGCAAAGUAGAUCGUCUCCGAGAAAAGCAAACGCAAAACGCUAAUUGUGCGCACAGGCAAACGCACAUCGACAACGCAACCAGCCGUGGUUAGAUACGGCAGGUGCUAUAGCUUCCAUGGUUGACUAAAGACAAAACACGUGGCGGAUAAAAGUUUUUGCGUAGCUAGACGAGACUGUUUUCGAAAAGAGGUGGCAGACUGAAAGAUAAAGAAUUUUCCACUCCAGCGCCACCUUUUUUAGCGCAUGUUGUUACAACCUAAAACCGCUAUUUAAUGAUAAUCGUUGUUUAACACAAUACUGAUACGGAUAUGCCUCAAACGCCAAGUCAAUUGCAGUUUUGCAGCGGCUUGUCGUAGUUCUACGACAAGGGUUCUUUGCCCCAGCGCACUAGCGUGCCAUUUGAUCUGCUGCGCACUAGUGUCGCCGGGGGUAAGUAGAUAAGUGCUGCACUGGCAGGUAUUAUUGUAAAGUAUUGCCUCAGGAGUAGAAGUAGCGUUCGCGCGAAAUAAACACCAAACAAUAGAAGCUACACGUCCGGAAAAAACACACUGAGGCAAUAGCGUGCCGCAGCUCUACUGAACACAGAACAACGCUUCAAAGAUAAGCAUUCGGCUGCUAAGAACUUCUGGCGUCAUCAAGUUUAGAACGAAAAAAUAAACGCAAAAAACUAAAACACAAUUUAAGAGCGUGGUAAUUUCAGUAGUAGUUUUGAGAUGAAAAAGAAGUAGGAGAGAACAAGCAAAUACAAUUGUACUUGGUGGGUAGAAAUAAGAGCUUCUGAAAAGUGCCACGGGGAAGAAACGACACGUCGUACUUUCUUCUUUCCAACAAUCAAACUUUUUGUUUUUGGUUGUGGAAGAAUUCCAGUAGCAGUCCCGAGAAGCUUCGCAACCAGCACCGGCGGGAGAAAGAAAAGACCAUAAAACACCGGACGUUCAAACCCGCGUCGAUAUUGAGAACAUCAGUACAUACUGUGACCACGCCGAAUCUUCUCAUCUUCAAACAGACCACGUAAUAAGUGGAUUGGACGGCUGCAUAAGCUAGCAUAAGGAACACAAUUACAGACUAAAGUAUGGCGACUGCCGACGUGGUAGCUCCGGCCUCGGACGACAACUCCGACCUUGCAAAGAAUGGGGCGUCACCAACGCUGCACACGCCCGAUGCCGCGACCGCGGUGAGUGACUUGCAGAAGUCCGUGCAGGCGGCUGCAGGAGCAAGCACCGGGCCAUUACCCGCGAGAGAAACGGACGAGACUUACCUGCAGGGCCACGUGAAGACGUACUCCACCAGAAAAGGGUUUGGGUUUAUCACCUCCGAGCAAUUGCAGUCGAUUACCGGCGAUAUCUUCGUUUACAACACACAUUUAGUGGGGCGCAUCGGUCUCAUUGCCGGGGAGCGCGUCGAAUUCAUCUUAUUUUACGACCCCCAGACGCUGCGACCCCAGGCCCGAAAUGUGCGCGUGCUGGAACCAGCACCAUCCGGGGACGCCGCCCCCGCGAUGGAACCGCCCGCGACUGCGGAGGAAAUCGAAAAGUUGAAGAAGUUGAAUGACGAAGCCAAGAGAAAGGCACAAAUUAGCGGGCCACCGGUGCCCACCAACAAUCAGAUAGGAGGUGGCGGAAUGGGAGCUGUACAGGGAAUGAUGGGCAUGGGAGGUAUGUUCGUUACUUUUGUAUUCGGCGGGUUGCGCGCCAGAGUAAAUCCAUUCAAUUCUUUCAGCAGUAUUUCCUCUACCUAAUGAUCCCUUACUAGUAUCCAACAGAACUCUCAUACAUGCCAUGGAAAAGUAGGUGAGACUCGACAAGACGCUGGUACUAGUUUCUUCAACAAUGUUUAAGGAGAAAAAGUACGAAAGUGUCAGCCUUUUGAGCACAGGACAAGUAACUCAUCACAAUACUCAAAAAACGAAAACUCUAGACGGCGACAACAAAUUGACGUCCCCGGCAGGCAACACGAGCAGUGGCGGUGGCAGCGCGGCAAAGCCGUCCAUGAACGAAACAAUCCGAAGAGCGCAAGAGGACGCGGAAAAAAAGGUGAGACAGGAAGCGGCACUGAUGCAAGAGCUAAGCCACCAUAAGGACGACUACUUGUAUUACCCGCAGGCAUACCACGCGCCCAUGCAAAGCGAUAGACCAGGUAUAACUUUUUGUUUCACGACAUACACAUACGUCCAAAAACACAUGGACUGCGAUGGUGUUUCUGUUUCCAAGUUUUUCGAAGACCAAUCUAUUAUGCGACAUUCGCUGCACGCACUCCCAUAAACUGAUUCUGGAAGCAAUCUUUUCUACAGUUCCACCAAAGUCACUGAUCCCGGUCGGUAGUGAAGUGACCAUCAUCGACUUUCCAAUUCGAGAAUUGAAUGGUGCCAAGGGAGUUGUGAAGGCCUUUGACGACAGUUCCUGUAGAUACAAGGUGGAGGUGAACGACGCCAAAAAAGGCCCACAAGAGUUCUUGAUGCCCAAAGACAAGCUCCGGAUCGACACGCUCACGUUACCGGUAAGAUGCUGUAGUUUUUUUUUGUAAAUCUAAAUUUGCAGCCUUGCGGUUCCGGCCUAGAGUAGAUUAGAGAAUGUUUCUAUUUCUUGCUCUUACGCUGACUCUUAGCAGCGUAGUUGGAAAGAUUUUCACUACAUACAAAAUAGAGUUGGGUAUGUGUCACUCCUACUAGAAGUUUCUUCUCCACAACUUGUCCAGGCCAACGCGGAGCACGAGAGGCAGAUGAAAGAAAAGCAGGCGGCGGCAAAGGAAAUUUUAACCGCUGCAAUCAACGGCGGGCAACAACCCGGCAACUCCUCUUCCUCCGCGCCGCAGGCCGGCACGCCUGGCGGACAGCAAACGCAAAGUCGACAGUACGGUGGACCCUCGCCCACUGCCGCAAGUCCGGGUUAUGGCACCACACACACGCUGGUCCACCAGCCAGUCAACGCCGCGAUGCAGGCGCAAUUGCAGGCACAGCAGCAACAGCAGCAGCAACAGGCCGCCGCGCAGGCACAGCAGCAGGCCGCGCUCCAGAACGCGGCUCUACAGCUUGCUGCUGCAGGCAAGAUGAAGGGGGCACUGCCACCGAUGAUCAGCCCCGCACUGCAAAUGAAGGGUUUAGUGCCGGCGAUGUAUCAGCCGCAGCUGAUGGCAGGUCCGUUGAAGGGAAAACCUCUUCUCGCGGGCGCAAUGGGACCCAAAGGAUUCCCAAUGCCGGGGCAGCAACCGGGUGCCGCAGGAAAGCCCGGCAGCCCAUACGAUCCGGCCAAUGCGCAGGCAAUGGCCAUGCUGUACCAGCAACAGAAGGCUGCAGGUAUCAAAUGUUUGUUUUUUUUUGACGGCGCUGCAGUUGGUAGACUAAAAAAGUCAAGUGAGUAGUCGCUCAUGCUCUACUGAUGAAUAUUUCAUCCAUUUGCAUACGCGACAUCACUUCAAGUUCAAAGUCGAUCUGCCAUUCCGCAUUGUGCAAAUGCUGGGCUGGUGCAGUAUGAUCUUCUACAUUGCACCGCACUACACAAACUUCCCUCAUAACAGUCAUCAGACAACACAUGCACAAUCAACAAUUUCCGAAUCCGAAUGUUGUAGCUGCCAAGAGUCCGAUGGAUCCCAUGGCCGCGGGCAAGCAGGGAGGACCAUUGAUGGGCGCCAUCGACCCGUACGGUGGAAAGGGCCCCGGAAAGAUGAAGCCAGCGAACGCGGCAUCCCCGGUAUUGGCAGUCGGAAAACCAGAAGAAGCACCCGGAAAUAAAGGCUCCCCGGCCGUCGUGCAGCAGGUUGUGGCCGCCCCCGCCCCCGCGCCGCCCGUUGCCGCCAUCAACAGUCCCAAACUGCCGCCACCAGAGCUUACGAUUGAGGAAAAAUCAGGAGGCAAAGGCACCAAGUGGCGUGUCCGCCUCGGAGCAGAAGACUUCAAAGACGCUAUCGUAUUGCUGUUGGUUUUACUUACAAUAUUUCCGCAGUGCCGAGUCCGAACUAGACCCCGUCUUCACAACUACAUUGUCCCCGUAUGCUACAAAUGUUCACGCCGACGACGCUCGCGCCUUUGAGUGCAAAUUGGUACAUAUCUUUAAUGAAAACGGAAACGAAAUAAACCAGGUCCGCGAAGCAGCCGAUAUGUCGUCGCUGGAAACCCGUCGACUCUUGCCCGGCGAUACCUGUGUGCAGGCGGGGGAGACGAUUCGUGUCGACCCCGGCGUGGUUCGCAUGCCGAUCGAACCGGACGGGUGGGUCACGGUUCAUGCGCGCGCGAUUGGUGGCCCGACCUUUUUGGAACUUGCCCCCGAAGACGAGGUCGAGUCCGAACCAGACUACGGGGAUGUCCCAGGUACUAGCGAAACUAAAUGGAAAUGCAUAAAAAAUUUUACGAACUAUCAUGACAAGGAGCAUGUCUACAUAAAUCUAUCGACACGCAAGUAGAGCGUGAAGGGCCUCCUGAUGAUGAAUUUCAACUGCUCAUGUUGGUCGAGCAAAAUUUUGCUGAAGCAAUGCGGAGCGAAUGAGAUUCCGGUAUUUGUACGUAGAAGUUAGAUCAGCUGGUGCUGUCGUUUUAGUUUUUCAAACUAAAAUUUUUCGUAGGUCUGGAUGUUGAGCAGCGCAUUUACCCAUUGCCAUUUCUGCUGCGGUUCAAGCUUGUUGCCGCUACACUUGAAGGCGACAAUCCCGCGAAGGGACUUGUCACUGCCAAACUCGCGGAAACGCGACAGGGUGGUCGGGUCAAGGACAAGGAGUAUUACAAAGAGAAGCACGAGUAUUGAUGUUUGGAUAUGCUGUUGCAGCUUUAUGUUUUUUCUUAUCUAAAUGUUACGAUGCUUAACACUUUAGCUGCAUUAUGUCGUGUGUCAAAAACAAAAUAUGAAACUGAGCGCAUCGUGCUCACAGUGUACGUAUAUUCGGCCUGGUCGAAAGUAGAAACUCAUUCAAAUUCGACGCUACCCUACUCACCUUAACGCAGGCGCCAGGCACGGGAGGGUGGUAAGCGCGGAAAUGGCAAGAAAGGCGGUGGUCGUGGUGGAGACCGUGACGGUGGAGCAGGCGACCGAGACAAUAACUUUCAGCAGAGCUCCUCGAAAGAGCCCCAGGACGCGGAGCAGAGCGAAGAGCAGCCGUACAGCUCUGCGAGCGCCGAACACGAUAGCAGGGAGGUUCCGCCCGGGAAAGGCAAGGGCGAAAACGGAAAGAAGGGCGACGGUAAGAAAGGUUCCGGAAAGAAGGGCAAGGCGCGAUACGACGACCGGGAGCCGCGAGAAGUGUACAGCGAGGAGCGUCGGGAGCGCGGACCGAUCGGCGGCGAACUACACAUCGAUGACGGAGAGGGAGAUAACAGUAAAACAAAUAAGCAGGCCGCCCAGCAUUGGGAGGAGGACUGGAACAAGUCGUGGAAACAAGACAGGUAAUGAAGCAUGAUGAUAUUCAUUCAUAUUUUUCGUACUAGGUUGAGGUUGUUUUGUAAAUGGCCGUCGAGGAAGUAGAGUUAGUUUUUCUACUGCUUGAGUAUGCAGCUGUCGCUUUCCCCCGCCCUGGUCCUUUUUACUUUUUCGGUGUAGUUUGUCGAUUGGCCGAAGGGUCGACAACUCUAACGUGCAGAUUAUAUAUUCCUCCUUCGUCCUUGCAGGGCCUACGACAAACGCGCGUACAAGGAACAGGAAUGGUGGGGCGAGGAGCGAACGAGCAAGCGGGAACACAAGUCCAAUUGGUACAAUGAGCAGGGCUACAGCACGAGUGGCAAGAAGCAGUACGACCGGUACGAGGAUUAUGGCGCUUCCAAGUACGAUAAGUAUGGCAACGCGAGUAGUGGAAAAGAGUACUACGCGUACGACAAAAAUUACGCAUCUCCCUCGGACUACAAGCCCUCCAAGCGCGACAAGCACGGCGAAAAGUACUCGCAUGAGAAGGAGAAAUCUCAUUCGGAGCACAAAUCGCCCAAGUCCGGCGGUGGAGCUGUUGACAAAAACGGCCACAGGAGCGGAAAGGGCUCCGACCAGAAGGAGUAUGGUGGUGCGGAGGGUCCCGCCCCCGUAGAAGGGAGAGAUCAGGUAGAUGUUGUUUUCCAUGCAAGUCGAAUAUAGAUUGAAAAUCAUGAAUGCGGGCAUGAUCGACGGCGUCAAAUAUCAAAUUCUCGGCGUUUUCCCUGAGUGAUUCGGAUUCUUGUUCCUGUUUUACAUCAUUGUGACGAGGAGCAAGAUGUUAAUCAUGCACGAUCUUUGAUCUGGCUCUGGGUUUGGCGGGUUGUUUCACGUACUUCAUCUUAUUUAGAAAGUGAAAGACUGUCAAUUAUCAAUCGACAUAACACGACUCAAACAGACCGAUGCAGUGUCGACAUCGAAAAAGCACAAGACGCCCGAGAAGUCUGCGGAGAAGCACCAGGAGGCCACAACCACAGCGGAGGAGCCUGCGUCUGCCUCUGCGGAGCAGGGCCAGGCGGUCGAGGCUCAAUCGGGAAAUUGUACCCAACAGUGAAGAGAACGAAGUAGAAAAGUAAAUCUAAAGAAAAAAAAAUCAAUUCUGAAAAAAAGAAAAUUGCAACGCGUAGGCGACGCUUGUGCAUUACAGACAAUACUACGGCCGUACUCCAACCAACGCUGGUGCCGUCGAGGUAGAUGGUGUGGUAAAACCAAAAGAUAUGCAAUUCGAAAGAGCAAGAUCAAACUGGAGCAAAAAAGGAGCGGCACUGCGACAAAAAGCAGCGCACCCCUAUUCCAGGAACAGGAACUCCAGGCAAAUUAAUAUAGAAGGUGCCCGCUGCUUGCGCCGCAUGAAUCCCAUCGCCAUCAGCAUCGAAGUGCAUAAGUAUGAGUAUCCGCCUUAGAUUUGAUGCUGCAUUUGUUUCUAUGAAACUUGCUGUAGGGUCAAGAAGGUAGAAGUAUGCUGUCACUUAUGUUGUCGUGACGCGUCCGUGGAAAAGGAAAAGCACUAGGGCAUCGUCUAUAAAUAUGCACGAAUCUUUCGAACUUUUUGAACGCCUUGAUAGCGAAGGCGUGGCUGCACAUUUUUUUCCGCUGUGGCUUUCCCUAGUAUUGCAAUUGAUACAUAGGUGAAAGAUCACGACGUUGGUCCUUCUUUUUUGAAACAAUUUAACUUUUUUUUUCUUCCUUUCCAGUCAGUGCCAAUUCUAUUCAGAAGAAUUGAAUACUACACCAGUGUAGAUGUUGUUUCAACGAACCAUUUAAUGUCUAGUUUCCUUUUUGUGUUUGAUUUACUCCAAUGUCCUGUUGAAAGCGACUGCUUUUAUCUAUUUAUUUUUCGUUCCUAAAAACAAAAAGUUUCAAGAAAAAAAAUCCUUGAGUAUCUACAUCAUGAUGAGUCGUAUCUACUGCUUUGUCAAGAAGAAAAAAAACGCAAAAACGCACCUGAUGAUGGAAAGAUGUAUUGAUGGGGCAAAAGCUACCUCCUCGGUUUGUGGAUUCUUCAUCUGUCUUUUCGUUCUCAGGUUGCACCAAAAAAACGAUUUUAAGUACUACUAUCACUUUCCGUCAUAUAUUCCAUUCGUACUAGAACUAGGCUUGUCCACAACUAUGUUUAUGGUUUUUAUUCGUUGGUAAUAUCAAAGAUAUAUUUCGAAAACAGAACAAGCGAUAUUUGUUGCGGUCUGAAUAUCGUUGGCUAUUACAGAAUCGAGAAAAUCUGAAUCAAAGCCGUUGCCUUGCUGAGUCUCGUUUGGAGAUAAAAGCAGCAACAGCAAAUAGAUACUUCUUCGACAUAAUCAUUUGUUGUACCUAUCUGACUGUACAUGUGUACUGCUGACCAGGACCUGCCACCGAACACGCAGGACAGCAAAAAAAAUUAUAGGCCGAAAGUCGAGGAGCGUCGCCGCUACAAGAAUUGACUCUAAUUCUUUCGCAGAUUUUUUUACAACGAGGUGGGCUAAUUAGUUUACCGCAAGGGUCGGAGAGGUAACAAAGAAGAAAAAGUAUAGCAGGCAUUAAGUACAGUGGAUAAAACGAAAUCCACAGAUAACGACAGAAGUGGCCUGCAAAAGCAUCCUCGACGACGUGAAACCAAUCAAUGGAAGGCGAAGUAGUCCUAGUCCUGUUUGACGACCUGGGACGCCUCGCUCGAUCGGUCGUGUUGAAAUCGUACUCGAUUCGGACGAAGCAGACUUUCGCUUUUACACCUGUACCUAUUACACUGUCCGCAGCGAAUCAUAUUUAAAAGAACUACAUCAUGGUCACUACCUAUUUGAACAGUUGAACUGAGUAAAAUUGAAAUGAACCAAUAUAUUGAUGCCUCUCGUCAUUCCAAUCGGAAAUGGCAGGUUUGACCCAUUUGACAACAGAUUUAUGGGAGGGGAAUGUGGGUUUGUGAGAUCAGCUUCAUAGCCUUCCCUUAAGAUUUACGACACUCAUCAACAAUCUAGUUAAUAUGUUGUGUUUCCAUCCUUUUUGUCAUUACGCGACGACCAAGUCAGAUAAGAAUCCCUGACUGACAUAACCCAGCAACAAGGACUGCAAUCUCGACACGAACCGCAACAGCAUUGUUGUGACGCUAGCAUGUGUAGAGCAGUCUUCCAUCGGCCGCUAGUGUCUAUUAUUUCCGGACAUGAGGCGCGCGGCAGGAAACUCUUGAAAAACUCGCGAGGAGAAGGCAAUGUCAGACCGGUGUCAUCAAAUUCAAAGUACCGAUGACAACGCAACUUCACUUCUAGUACACAACCACGCCGGUGCUGUCUGCUACGACAAAUUACUACAGCCUCUAGUAGAGUAAGUAAAGAAAAUUUUCACUUUUUCAUCCUUCAACAGCAGCCGCAUAAAUUGGCGAAAAAAACAAUGUCAAUCUCCGUUUUGUAGUAAGGAGAACGAGAAAUUGAAAUACAGUUGGUCGCUGUUGUGUGCCCUUCGAUCCGAGCUCAGACAAGAUGAGGAAAUGGAAGCGAGUAAAGACGAGAAAUCCUGAACUUCUGCUAGACUGCGCUUGCAGACCACUUGCCGUCAGUUCUACUACUUUGUUUUGUUUGUUGCACGGAGAAAUUCAUGCCAUUCGUUUUACCCCGUCCCCUGCCUCAUGUUGCAUUCUUUUCGUUGUGUACACAACUGAAUAACCAUCCUGAUUUUCGAGGAGAGCGAACUCACCCCGGCUUCCUUAUGUUGGCAGGCGACGUUACCGUCGUGUUGCUUUUCUUGUUCAGUGUCUACAUCUUGG